This is a messenger RNA of Rhododendron vialii, 4917 nucleotides long. RefSeq lists its product as uncharacterized. Gene Ontology annotation, biological process: protein phosphorylation; signal transduction. Gene Ontology annotation, molecular function: protein binding; protein kinase activity; ATP binding. The transcript has 9 exons. Gene Ontology annotation, cellular component: cytoplasm. The coding region runs from base 920 to 4648 and encodes 1242 amino acids. The record is from RefSeq and is a predicted model, not a curated record. NCBI's taxonomy places the organism in Eukaryota, Viridiplantae, Streptophyta, Magnoliopsida, Ericales, Ericaceae.
AUGCGAGGUUCGAACCAUGCAAGACCACGCAGAGGAGAGAGAGAGGGAGGAUCAAACGGAGAGCUUUUAGAGAGAGAGAGAGAGAGAGAGAGGGAGAGAGAAAAAAGUUAGCAAGGGAAAAAAUAAUACUAUAGUAGGAGUAGUUCAGUUGAAAGGCUGAUCCUAGGUUGAUGCCGUCUAAAUCUCGGCAAUGUCGCUGAACGAAUCCCCGACCCGACCCAUUUGAAUUGUAUGCCUAACCCACGCGCCCUUUCUUGAAUUCUCUCUCUCACUCACUCAUCAUCCUCCCACAUCGAUCAUCGCUCCCAAACCCUCGUCCCACAAUCCAAACGCAAAAUUCAAUUCCGCACGAUACCAUCACCAGAAUUGGAAUUGCUUUUUCCACAAUCCACGACAGCAUGGUUGAGCUAAAAAGAGAGAAGCAGAGAAACCAAGAAUUGAGAUUGAAUACUUCGUGAGGGAUCGUAUCGGUGGUGACGAUUGACAUUUCGGUGAGGUUUUGUGGGUGAUCAAAUCUUGGUUCGGGUUUGUAAAGUCAUAUAGGUACUUCCACUCUUUCAGUGUAUAUAAAAUUGGUUUGAUUUGCUUUGGGUUCUGUGCGUGCCAGUAAUUGAAAAUUUCUUACUCUUCUUUUAUUGCAAAGUGCUGCAAAAGUUGAAAAAAAAUAAAAUAAUGAAAGAAAUACCUACAUUGUUUGGCUUUGAAAAGUGGGGAACUGGAAGUUUUCUUGCAAUCCGAGUUUGAUAUUCGGUAAUCUUUUAGGCUCCCAGAAAUUGGAAAGGUUCUGAGUGGGCUAGAAAAGUAAUGGAGAUGUCGUUAACUGGUAUGGCAAGAAGUUGAAGUAUUGGUCAUAUUGGACAUUUAGUUUGAAUGCGACUGGCGAAGAAGAGCAAGAGUCUCAAGGCUCAAAGUUGCUGUUAUGAUGCAGCUAAACAAGGAGGCACGCGGUCUGUCUGGCGGGAUGAUCAAUCAAGAACCAACUUCUGUCAUUUCAAAAGAUGGGGCUUUGGCAGAGAAGAAAAUAAACCGCAACAUAGCUGUACAGGACGAUGAGGAUUUUUCUAGGGAGUUUCCUCCGGAUCGUCUUACUCCGAGAAAAGUUUCUGAUAUGACCGACAUGCCUCAAAACCAUGAGAAGAGAGUUGGAUCCAAUAAGAAUCCCAACAGUCAUCUGGGAUAUGAGGAAAUUACCAAGAUUCUUGGUUUGCAGAGGAUGGACUCAGACUGUUGUUCCGAUAUGCCAGAGUUUGCUUCUGCAAAAGGGUCUAUUGCAGAGGUUGAGAAUGGGGCUUAUCUGAAUCAGCCAAAUGGAUACCAGAAGGAAAAUAACGGUUCUGGACAUGGGCCAACGAGGGGUACCGGAGAAAUAACCUAUGACACCGCUGUUGUUAGUCCAAGUGCUCAAUUGAUAAAUGGAUUUGAAUCCACUCAAUUCUCCCAACCUUAUGGAUUGGGGUUUUUGGACGGUUCACAAUCUGGCAAGAUGAAGGUCCUUUGCAGCUUUGGUGGAAAAAUCUUGCCUAGGCCAAGUGAUGGGAAACUUAGAUAUGUUGGGGGAGAAACUCGUAUCGUUUCCAUACGGUAUAGUGAUCUGUGGGAAGAACUUGUCGGAAAGACAUUGGGAAUUUGCAAGCAACCUCACAUAAUCAAGUACCAGCUUCCUGGUGAAGACCUUGAUUCCCUUAUAUCCGUUUCCUCCAACGAGGAUCUUCAGAAUAUGAUGGAGGAAUACCAAGGCCUUGAAAAGCUUGGGGGUUCUCAACGGCUAAGGAUGUUUUUGAUUCCUUUGAGUGAGUCUGAAAAUUCAUUUGCUCUCGAUACAAAUGGUAUUCAGAAGAGCAACCCCGAUUACGAAUAUGUUGUUGCAGUCAAUGGCAUAGUUGGCCCUAACCAGUGGAGAAGUAGCGAGCAGGUUUUGGAAAAUGGCACGAGUCGGUUAAAAACUAGUUUGGAAGACAAGGAAAGCAUUGGUGAUACGAAUUCUACUAAGAAUGUUUAUGAAUCCCAAAAUCCAGUCCGGUCUCCCAUUCAAUCUGAUCCCUUCUCUCUGGUGCAAGGUCUUCAGGGAGAUUCAAAAAGUGGUUACACCCAAAUUUAUCCAGAUAACUUAUUAUCUGGUAGCACGGAAAGCAACAGCUCAUUCAGGACUGCUCAACUACCACAUGAAAACUCUAGCAUUGAUGAGGCUACUUAUUACUACCCCAUGCAUGGAGCAGAAAUUUUAGUAAACCAUCAUCUUCCUGAUAAAAUUGAUAAUACCAGACAGCCAAGUAAGCCAGGUGGAGUGCACUUUCAAAACCGAAUUCCCGGAAGAGAAUUUUUUCUUCCUCCUAGCCUUGAUCAAAAUAGUAGCACUGUUGAUGAAUACUCUUGUGAGAGGCCAAUGCUAAAGGAAAGGGCAUUUCAUUCUGAAAAGUUUGAAGAUCCUACUGGUCUGUUGUCAGGAUCUGGUGAUUCUGUUGGUUCUCAACUUGUAAUGCCACAUGCGUUCUCUGAUUCAAAGCUGCAGGAAUAUGGAAGGAGGUCUUCUUACUGCUCACAAGAAGGAAUGAGCCCAUCUCCCCCCUUGAGCUUCACAAAACCACAAUUGUCUCCACUUGUUUCAGCUGCUUUGCAAGAGCCACUGCGGCCCGAGAAUAUUGAUCCUGUCAAUCCUCAGUUCCAACUUAAGUUGCUGGAUGUGGAGCCUACAGUCUCUCGCAAAGGAAUAGAGUUGCCCAAUUGCUCCAUAGGCUUGGAACCGUUGAGCAGGAAUGAUUAUUCUCGAGCGGAUGUGGGUGAUAAUGAUGAAAAGUAUCGACCAAUGAAAGAUGUAAAGUCAAAAAUGUUCCAAAACCAUGUUGAUGACAAUCGUUUAAGUUGGGAAAUGUUGAACAAAUUCGAUGAAAAGGACCCCUUUUUACAUGGGGAUGGAAAGCUUUCUAAGAGCAGGCCACCUGCUAUUUCCAUUCUUAAUAGUAAUACUCCACGGCAAGAGUUACAGGUAUCUGGGGGCAUGAUUUCUGAAUCGUCGGGCAUUGAUUUGAAACCUUUUGCAGAUAAAGUAAUGGAAAGGCCCCAGAACAUUCAACAGGAGAAGGCCCCAGAUGAUCUUAUGGCUGAAGGCCAAAGAAUCGCCAAAGAUCAACAUCAUGUUUCAACUGCAGUAACAGAUGGUGAAGUUGGAAUUGGCAUACCAUGGCCCAACAACUUGGAAGUUUCAGGCCUGUUUCCAGUUUACCAACAACCCAUGGAUGAAAAUUCUCUGGCUGAUUUACUCUAUGGUUUAAAAGACAGCCUAGUUUCUCAUGAAUCCUCAAAUCCUUACCCAUCUGCGGCUUUUGAUAAUGCUUCUAUGGGGGAAAAUUCACAUAUUUUUCAUACAAAGCAGAAUACAAUCCAGAAACCUGGUUUUAGGAGAGAAGUAUCUCUAAUUGAUGAUGAUUUCGUGAAUUACCCUGAUCAGACAGUUGCGAAGUCAGACAUUCUGGGAUGCCCUGAAGACAAGGAAAUGCCAGAAAAAAUUUCACCUAAUGUGUGUUAUGAGCAAAAUAUGCUGGAUCCCAUGAUUUUUGUUGAACAGGCGGCUGAUAGCUUAUUUCCCGGAAUGGAUACUUUCUCCGCAACUGUCCCUCAUGCAGUGGAUGCAACUGGUGGAGCAAUUCUAUCUUCCAAUGUUGCGGAGCAUGAAAGCAUACUUGAAGAGUCCGACCCUGAGAGUGACAAAGGUGGUGAUGGAGAUAAGGGUGAAUCGAUUACUGAUGCAGUGAUAGCUGAAUUUGAAGCUGACAUUUAUGGUUUGCAGAUUAUAAAGAAUGCUGAUCUUGAAGAACUGCGAGAGUUAGGAUCUGGUACAUAUGGAACUGUUUAUCAUGGGAAGUGGCGAGGAUCAGAUGUUGCUAUCAAGAGAAUUAGAAGUAGCUGCUUUUCUGGGAGAUCAUCAGAGCAAGAACGGUUGACCAGAGACUUCUGGAGAGAGGCACGCAUCCUUUCUAAUCUUCAUCAUCCCAAUGUGGUUGCUUUUUAUGGGGUGGUACCAGACGCCGCUGGGGGAACCUUGGCAACUGUAACUGAAUUUAUGGCAAAUGGCUCACUAAGGAAUGUCCUAGUUAAGAAGGAUAGAUCACUUGAUCGCCGCAGGAAGCUUAUUGUUGCCAUGGAUGCAGCUUUUGGCAUGGAAUACUUGCAUUUAAAAAAUAUCGUCCAUUUCGAUCUUAAAUGUGACAAUCUACUAGUCAAUCUGAGGGAUCCACAACGACCCAUAUGCAAGGUUGGAGACUUUGGACUGUCCAGAAUAAAGCGCAAUACUCUAGUUUCUGGUGGUGUGCGAGGAACCCUCCCUUGGAUGGCACCAGAAUUGUUGAAUGGUAGCAGCAGCCGGGUUUCUGAGAAGGUUGAUGUAUUUUCAUUCGGCAUUACCCUGUGGGAGAUCCUAACAGGAGAGGAACCUUACGCAAAUAUGCAUUGUGGGGCAAUUAUUGGGGGAAUUUUGAAGAAUACUCUUCGGCCCCCUAUUCCUGAAAGGUGUGAUCCGGAGUGGAGGAAACUGAUAGAAGAGUGUUGGUCAACUGACGCUGAAGCACGACCCUCAUUUACAGAGAUUACAAACAGGUUGCGAUCUAUGUCUAUGGCAGCCCAAGGAAAGGGACAAAGUAAUCAAGCAAGAUAGAUGAGGCCUGGUAUCUCCAUGUAAAUUGCUAGAGUUGUAUUUAGUUUUGGUGUUCUUCUUCUUCUUCUUCUUCUUUUGGUGUGUAAUUAAUCUAGCUUUUCCAUUUAUUAAUUCUUUUGCAAAUAGAGAAAGGCUCACGGGCACGGUAUUGUUAGGUUAUGAACAUGCCAUCUACGGUCUACGGUUUUAGUGAUCAAUUUGCUGUGGAUGUUUUUGUAUAUGUGAACACACCAAGUAAUGGGAAUUUUGUUUGGUUUUUGUGAUUUCUC